AUGGAGAAUUUUUCAUGGAGCAGACUCCCAGAUCAUAUCCUGGCCAAGUUCUUCUCCUAUAUUCCAUUGGUGGAGCGUUGGAAAGUGGCAUUGGUGUGCAAGUCUUGGCAAACUUGUUUUGAUCAUCCUAAUUUAUGGCAAUAUUUCAAGUUCACUUUUAUGGAACCGAAAGACAAGGUCAAGUUACGAUGUCUGGACAAGUACGAAAAUGUGCUGAAGAGUGUGGUGAUUGAAGUUCAGGAAAAUAAGAAAAAAAACCGUGACUGUGCCUGUGAAGUUAUUACUAGACUUGCUCGUUGUAAGAAGAGGAAACUUCAGAACAUUAAGCUGAAUUUCAUAGGUCAAAAAAUUUUGUUUAUCAGAGGCAGUUCAGAUUUCAUCAAUGCUUUGGCCGAUUUGUUUGGAUCUCCUGACCCAAACUGCAGCCUGCUCAAAGAAGUUGACUUGAGUGGAAUCUCUAUUGUCUAUAUGGAUGAUCUGUUAAACCUUCUUGCCGAUAAUCACCCAGAUUUAGAAGUGCUAAACAUUCUUAAUAAUACCCGUACAUGUACCGUCGAACCCCAUUGCACAUUGAAUGUAGUGAAGAAGUGUACUAAACUUAGAGAGCUCGGUCUCUUCUACUGCAGUAUCUCUGAGGAAGUCCUCUUGGAGUUAGCGGAGGUAGGACGUGCUUCACUGCAAAAACUUUCUGUUAUGUGGCGAGAAUGGAAGUACGAUAUCGAUAUCCCGGAUAGUGCAUGGGAAACGCUGACAAAGCGAAAUCCAAAUCUAAAAGUGCAUAUAGCUGUUGAUCCUACUUGCCCAUUGCACAUGAUCCAAGCAAUCCUGCAACCACACAUACCAAUUAAGGUUUUACGACUUGAUACAUAUACAGUAUUGCAUAAUGAAGUCUCCCAGGCUGCUGCAAACUACAGUUCAACUUUAGAGGAAGUUGUAGUAAAAUGCAUACCAUCAGUUGAAUUAAAUCAGGCAUUGAUUAAGCUCGCUGCGAGUUCGCCUAAUUUGAGAUUGCUUCACUGUUAUUGCAUACUAGAAAAAGUCACAGUGGAAACCAUCCUGAAUAGUUGUCCACGUCUUGAAACGUACAUUCUCAAAGUGCAAAAGCAAAAAGAACCGUGGAUGCCUGUUCAAGUGGGCAAAAAGUAA
Molecule: messenger RNA, 1146 nt
Organism: Saccoglossus kowalevskii
Lineage: Eukaryota; Metazoa; Hemichordata; Enteropneusta; Harrimaniidae
Product: F-box/LRR-repeat protein 8-like
Molecular function (GO): protein binding
Source: RefSeq, a predicted model, not a curated record